AUGUCUGAUAGCCACGACACCACAGAUACGACAGGGAAUAAAUAUUCGCAGCAGGGACAUCAAGGUCGGCCGCGUAACGUGGUACUCUAUGGGGAGAGUGGGGUAGGCAAAAGCUCGCUCAUAAACCUUAUCAUGGGUCGUGAUGCAGCGAAAACAUCUCCUGAUGCCCUCGCAUGUACUACUACACAUGCUCCGUAUGAUGCGACGAUCAGCGGGCAACACUUCAGGCUGUGGGAUACAGCAGGGUUAAAUGAGGGCUCAGAAGGCACAGUACCUGCAGUGACGGCUGAAAGGAACUUGACUGCGUUCCUCCGAGGUCUUAACCAGGAAGACGGUGUCCAUCUUCUUAUAUAUUGUGUGCGCGGAACGCGAGCAACGAAGGCUCUGCAAACUCACUACAAGAUAUUCUCGGCAGUUAUCCGUGAUAGCAAAGUGCCCACGAUUAUUGUGGUGACGUGCCUGGAAGACUUCCGUCCCGUGAUGGCAGAGUGGUGGAAUGAGAACAAGGACGAGCUUGCAACGUAUGGAAUGCAAUUCUCUGGAUAUGCUUGCGUCACCACUUUGAAGGAUGAACCCACAGAGUCCCCGGAUAUUCACCAACGUCAUGCACAGUCCUACAAUGAUGUCUGCAGAAGCAUCCUAGACCAUUGUUCGCAGACUCCUCACAAAACGUGGGGCGCUGAUACUAUCAAAGAUCAGCGAAGCUUCCUCGCGAUUUUGCUGCAGAAAUUAGCUCGUUUUGUUGGAGGAGCCCACCGUGACCAGGAUGCCUUAAAAGCAUCUUUGUCGUAG
Messenger RNA from Suillus plorans, 792 nucleotides. Its product is annotated as P-loop containing nucleoside triphosphate hydrolase protein. Gene Ontology annotation, molecular function: GTP binding. The transcript is spliced from 3 exons. NCBI's taxonomy places the organism in Eukaryota, Fungi, Basidiomycota, Agaricomycetes, Boletales, Suillaceae. The record is from RefSeq and is a predicted model, not a curated record. Bases 1 to 792 code for a protein of 263 amino acids.